AACUAUGGAUCUCGGCCCAUUAAAACAAGAGGCCCAAUCGGGAUCUCUAUAUUUAUUUUUCGACCUGCAGCUCCCCACCGCUGAGUGAAGUCUAAACCCUAGCAGUAAACUCUGCUCCAGACACCUUCAGCCGGAUUCGCUUCUUCACGGUUUAGCAAUGGCAGUUGCAUUCUACAACCUGACCUCAGAUGCUGGCUUAAAGAAGCUCAAUGAGUAUCUACUUACUCGGAGCUACAUCACUGGAUACCAAGCUUCAAAAGAUGAUCUUACUGUGUACUCGUCUCUUGUGAAAUCUCCAUCCGCAGACUAUGUGAAUGUGUCUCGCUGGUACAGCCACAUUGAUGCACUUAUAAGAAUUUCUGGUGUGUCUGGUGAAGGCAGCGGCGUGACUGUGAAGAGCACUGCUCCUUCUAGCGAAGAUGUUGCUACUCCUCCAGCUGUUGACACAAAGGCAUCCGCUGCUGAGGAUGAUGAUGAUGAUGUGGACUUGUUUGGUGAAGAGACUGAAGAGGAGAAGAAGGCAGCAGAAGAACGUGCCGCAGCUGUAAAAGCCUCCGGAAAGAAGAAAGAGUCUGGGAAGUCUUCUGUUUUGUUGGACGUGAAGCCGUGGGAUGAUGAGACGGACAUGAAAAAGCUUGAAGAAGCAGUUAGAAGUGUGCAGAUGGAAGGAUUGCUCUGGGGAGCCUCCAAACUUGCUCCAGUUGGUUAUGGCAUAAAGAAGCUACAGAUUAUGAUGACUAUAGUUGAUGACUUGGUGUCUGUUGACAAUCUUAUUGAGGACCAUCUCACGGCUGAACCGGCAAAUGAGUACAUACAGAGUUGCGAUAUUGUUGCCUUCAACAAAAUAUAGUGUAACGUGGAAAAUGCUGUGGUUGCUGGUAUCGAGAGCUUAUGUUGCUUUUUUAUGACUUAAUUUCCAAUUUCAUAUUUUUCCUCUGCUGGGACUGGUGGUUAUGAAAGCUGUACUUUCUCUUUCACAAACCAUUUGGGAUUUGGCCUAUUGGUUUUAGUUCUUUUGCGUCUUUGUUUAUUAUGUCCUUGCGGGCAAUCUUGUUGUGGGAUAUUUUAAGAUUGAAUAUAUGCCGAUUGAGCCUUGGAUUUGCAUUCCCCAUA
Messenger RNA from Tripterygium wilfordii, 1113 nucleotides. Its product is annotated as elongation factor 1-delta-like. NCBI's taxonomy places the organism in Eukaryota, Viridiplantae, Streptophyta, Magnoliopsida, Celastrales, Celastraceae. Gene Ontology annotation, biological process: translational elongation. Gene Ontology annotation, cellular component: cytosol; eukaryotic translation elongation factor 1 complex. Gene Ontology annotation, molecular function: translation elongation factor activity; guanyl-nucleotide exchange factor activity. The record is from RefSeq and is a predicted model, not a curated record. The coding region runs from base 158 to 850 and encodes 230 amino acids. The transcript is spliced from 8 exons.